AUGACUAAGGUCGAAAACAGGAAAGACACCAGCGUGUCCACCAAUAGCGUAUAUCAGACUAUAAUUCCCCUGCUUCCUGGCGAUGCUGUUCCCGUGUGUUACGGGGACAGCUUGCCGGUUACACAUUCUAUCACUGAGUACAAGCGUGAUGACGAGAAGCGCUUGCUUGGGACACAUAACACGGAGUUCCCAAGGGAAGAUGAGAAAAGCUUCCUGGGGACACAUUUUAACUCGGAGUCCCCACGGGAAGACAAGAAACGCUUGCUGGGGACACAUUCUAACACGGAGUUCCCAAGGGAAGAUGAGAAAAGCUUCCUGGGGACACAUUCUAACACGGAGUCCCCACGGGGAGACAAGAAACGCUUGCUGGGGACACAUUAUAACACGGAGUCCCCACGGAGAGACAAGAAACGCUUGCUGGGGACACAUUCUAACACGGAGUCCCCACGGGGAGACAAGAAACGCUUGCUGGGGACACAUUCUUACACGGAGUCCCCAAGGGGAGACAAGAAACGCUUGCUGGGGACACAUUCUAAUACGGAGUCCCCAAGGGGAGACAAGAAACGCUGGCUGGGGACACAUUCUUACACGGAGUCCCCACGGGGAGACAAGAAACGCUUGCUGGGGACACAUUCUAACACGGAGUCCCCAAGGGGAGACAAGAAACGCUUGCUGGGGACACAUUCUAACACGGAGUCCCCACGGAGAGACAAGAAACGCUUGCUGGGGACACAUUAUAACACGGAGAGACAAGAAACGGGAGACAAGAAACGCUUGCUGGGGACACAUUCUAACACGGAGUCCCAACGGGGAGACAAAAAACGCUUGCUGGGGACACAUUCUAACACGGAGUCCCCACGGAGAGACAAGAAAAGCUUGCUGGGGACACAUUCUAACACGGAGUCCCCACGGAGAGACAAGAAACGCUUGCUGGGGACACAUUCUAACACGGAGUCCCCACGGGGAGACAAGAAACGCUUGCUGGGGACACAUUAUAACACGGAGUCCCCACGGGGAGACAAAAAACGCUUGCUGGGGACACAUUCUAACACGGAGUCCCCACGGAGAGACAAGAAAAGCUUGCUGGGGACACAUUCUAACACGGAGUCCCCACGGGGAGACAAGAAACGCUUGCUGGGGACACAUUCUUACACGGAGUCCCCAUGGAGAGACAAGAAACGCUUGCUGGGGACACAUUCUAACACGGAGUCCCCACGGAGAGACAAGAAACGCUUGCUGGGGACACAUUCUAACACGGAGUCCCCACGGAGAGACAAGAAACGCUUGCUGGGGACACAUUCUAACACGGAGUCCUCACGGAGAGACAAGAAAAGCUUGCUGGGGACACAUUCUAACACGGAGUCCCCACGGAGAGACAAGAAAAGCUUGCUGGGGACACAUUCUAACACGGAGUCCCAACGGGGAGACAAGAAAAGCUUGCUGGGGACACAUUCUAACACGGAGUCCCCACGGGGAGACAAGAAAAGCUUGCUGGGGACACAUUCUAACACGGAGUCCCAACGGGGAGACAAGAAAAGCAGAGGUUAG
Messenger RNA from Haliotis rufescens (red abalone), 1548 nucleotides. Its product is annotated as serine/arginine-rich splicing factor 4-like. The coding region runs from base 1 to 1548 and encodes 515 amino acids. The transcript has 3 exons. The record is from RefSeq and is a predicted model, not a curated record. NCBI's taxonomy places the organism in Eukaryota, Metazoa, Mollusca, Gastropoda, Lepetellida, Haliotidae.